Budorcas taxicolor (takin) is the source of this 2115-nucleotide messenger RNA. It is a transcript of the gene RPH3A, whose product is annotated as rabphilin 3A. Gene Ontology annotation, biological process: intracellular protein transport. Gene Ontology annotation, cellular component: membrane. Bases 1 to 2115 code for a protein of 704 amino acids. The transcript has 20 exons. The record is from RefSeq and is a predicted model, not a curated record. NCBI's taxonomy places the organism in Eukaryota, Metazoa, Chordata, Mammalia, Artiodactyla, Bovidae. Gene Ontology annotation, molecular function: small GTPase binding.
AUGACUGACACCGUGUUCAGCAGCAGCUCAAGCCGUUGGAUGUGUCCCAGUGACCGACCCCUGCAAACAAAUGAUAAAGAACAGCUCCAGACAGGAUGGUCUGUCCACCCCAGCGGUCAGCCAGACAGACAGAGGAAACAGGAAGAGCUGACAGAUGAGGAGAAGGAAAUCAUCAACAGGGUGAUCGCUCGCGCUGAGAAGAUGGAAGAGAUGGAACAGGAGCGAAUCGGGCGCCUGGUGGACCGCCUAGAGAACAUGAGGAAGAACGUGGCCGGGGACGGGGUGAACCGCUGUAUCCUGUGUGGAGAACAGCUGGGGAUGCUGGGCUCCGCCUGUGUGGUGUGUGAGGACUGUAAGAAGAAUGUCUGCACCAAGUGUGGGGUGGAGACCUCCAACAACCGCCCACACCCUGUGUGGCUCUGCAAAAUCUGCAUCGAGCAGAGAGAGGUGUGGAAGCGCUCUGGAGCAUGGUUCUUCAAGGGCUUCCCCAAACAGGUCCUCCCACAGCCUAUGCCCAUAAAGAAGAACAAGCCCCAGCAGCCAGUCAGUGAGCCUGUGCCCGCUGCCCCUGAGCAGCCUACUCCUGAGCCCAAGCACCCUGCCCGGGCUCCAACUCGAGGUGACACUGAAGAUAGGAGGAGCCCAGGUCAGAAGACAGGCCCUGACAUGACCUCAGCUCCUGGGCGAGGAAGCUACGGGCCUCCUGUGCGCAGGGCCUCUGAGGCACGAAUGAGCUCCUCUGGCCGAGACUCAGACAGCUGGGACCAGAGCCACAGCAUGGCUGCUGGGGACCCUAGCCAGAGCCCAGCAGGUUUGAGACGGGCCAACUCAGUCCAGGCUUCUAGACCCGCCCCGGCCUCAAUGCAGAGCCCAGCACCUCCCCAGCCUGGGCAACCAGGACCCCCAGGAGGCAGCAGACCCAGUCCGGCACCGACGGGACGCUUUCCAGAUCAGAGACCAGAGGCGGCUCCCAGUGACCCAGACUAUACAGGGGCCACAGCCCAACCCCGGGAGGAGAGAACCGGGGCCAUCGGAGGCUACUCAGCGGCUGGAACCAGGGAGGACCGAGCGGGCCACCCCCCAGGCCCCUAUUCCCAAGCCUCUGCGGCUGCUCCCCAACCGGUGGUGGCCCCAGCCCGUCAGCCCCCACCCCCUGAGGAGGACGAGGAGGAAGCCAACAGCUAUGAUUCGGAUGAAGCAACCACCCUGGGUGCCCUGGAGUUCAGCCUUCUCUAUGACCAGGACAACAGCUCCCUGCACUGCACCAUCAUAAAGGCCAAGGGACUGAAGCCCAUGGAUUCGAACGGCUUGGCCGAUCCCUACGUUAAGCUGCACCUCCUGCCAGGAGCCAGCAAGUCCAACAAGCUUCGUACAAAAACCCUGCGGAAUACCAGAAACCCCAUCUGGAAUGAAACUCUGGUCUACCACGGCAUCACAGAUGAGGACAUGCAAAGGAAGACCCUCAGAAUUUCUGUCUGUGAUGAGGACAAAUUUGGCCAUAAUGAGUUUAUUGGUGAGACCAGAUUCUCCCUCAAGAAACUGAAGCCCAAUCAGAGGAAGAACUUCAAUAUCUGUCUGGAGCGGGUGGUCCCGAUGAAGCGUGCCGGAACCACUGGGUCAGCCCGAGGCAUGGCCCUCUAUGAGGAGGAGCAGGUGGAGCGUAUUGGUGACAUAGAGGAACGCGGCAAGAUCCUGGUGUCCCUCAUGUACAGCACACAGCAGGGAGGCCUCAUCGUGGGCAUCAUACGCUGCGUGCACCUGGCGGCCAUGGAUGCCAAUGGCUACUCAGAUCCAUUUGUGAAGCUCUGGCUGAAACCAGACAUGGGAAAGAAAGCCAAACACAAGACUCAAAUUAAGAAGAAAACCUUGAAUCCUGAAUUUAAUGAGGAAUUUUUCUAUGACAUCAAACACAGUGACCUGGCGAAGAAGUCACUGGACAUCUCAGUCUGGGACUAUGACAUCGGCAAGUCCAAUGAUUACAUUGGAGGCUGCCAGUUGGGGAUCUCAGCCAAGGGAGAGCGCUUAAAACACUGGUACGAGUGUCUGAAAAACAAGGACAAGAAGAUUGAACGCUGGCACCAGCUACAGAAUGAGAACCACGUGUCAAGCGAUUAG